AUGGAUUAUAAGUGCCUCAUCCAAAUAAAUGGCUUUUCGUCGCCCCCCCGAUGUAUCAUCUCUUCUCUCUUGAAUGUGGGGGGGUGGGAUGGCGUAGUGAAGGAUAAUAACGUUCAGGCCUGCUUAAAGAGCUCUGGAGAUGCACAAACCAAACGCUUCGCUGUUAUAGGCUUCCCUACAAUCCAUGGCAUUGGGUUCAAACAUGCUAGGUGUUGGGUCAGAUUUUGGCCAUGGAUCUACAACAUGCCACACCGAAGAUUUUCCAGCGAAAACACUCCGAAUCAAACUGAGAAUGCCCAAUUCAACGCUUCUGGCAACAAUUGCAACCUCAAAGGGUGGAGUGAAAAUGGGAUUGCACCCAUUCCUUGGUAUUUUUGCAAUCGAUGUGCCUGGAUGUCGCCCAAAUUUCGACUAGACAGGAGCCUAAGCAGCUUUUGCAAGCAGGACUCUUAUCUCCCGAGGCACCUGAUUCGCAACUCUAUGCCACCAAGUCGUUUCACAUCCACCCAUCCCCAGCGAAAACAUCUGGAGAUGUCUGUCAUAGCAUUUGUCUCCGCGAUUAUUGCGUACUUUCGGACAAAGCGUUUCGGAGACAACAAACCUUACCUCAGCUACUUCAGACGGCCUUUCAAGGGCUCGCAGGCCAUGCAGCUUACUUUUGAGCUUAAAUUUCCAGGUCCAAAGUACUUGGCUGUGGGUAGAAUCCCCAUAACUUUGGCGACCCUCCGCGGCCAGAAGGCACAAUUUCGCUUUAAUGCUCACAGAAAGUAUGGGGACAUUGUGCGCGUCGCUUCCAAUGAGCUUAGUUUCGCACAUGCUCAGGGAUGGCGUGAUAUCUACGGCACUCAGGCCAAACUCCAAAUGGCCAAACCUGCUAGCGGUAUAGAGGAGCAAGAAGGGGCCCAGUCUGUUGUCACCGCUGAAGGAGACACCCACAUGGUAAAGCGAUGGGCGAGGCUUGAAGGACAACCAGUUGCUUCAGGUGAUUGGUAUAACUUUACCACGUUUGAUGUGAUGAGCGACCUCGUCUUUGGCGAACCGAUCGGAAUGCUAUCCAAUUCUGAAUACGUACCUUGGGUUAGGUCCAUUCACGGGUUUCUGAAAGCGUUUGCUUUCAUAACAGUGCUAAAUGAAUACCGAUGGUUUCGAGUUCUUUGGGCAUUCUUUCCUUCGAAAAUCCUCAACUCUCUACGAGAAACUCAUUUCCUCUUCACCUCCCAAAAGGUGGAGCAUUACCUGCAACUUGACGAAAAAACCCGCGCGGGCAUGAUGGGACACCUCUUGGACGGAGGCAGCCGCAAGGGCCUCAAUUUGGGGGAACUCCACACAAACGCCCCCAUUCUCAUUUUCGGUGGCAGCGAGACUUCCGCCACCCAGCUCCGCUCCCUUAGUUUCCUGCUUUUCAAGAAUCCCGAAAAAUUAGGAAAAUUGAUAUCCGAAAUUCGGUCUGCGUAUACUUCAUCUGACCAAAUCACAUACGAUUCACUCCUGGAGCACACCUACCUCAAUGCCUGUAUCGAGGAAGGGCUGCGAUAUUAUCCGCCUUGUUCCAAUGGAUUGCCAAGAAUAGUUCCAAAAGGUGGUACAACUAUUUGCGGCGAGUUCGUUCCUGGCGGUACGAAUGUUUCUGUUGCAACAUAUGCACUCUUCCGCUCACCUAAAUACUUCAUCCAACCGGAUUCUUUCAUCCCGGAACGGUGGCUUCGCGAAUCCGAAGGAGGAAGUGCUGUCUUUGCAACGGAUCAAAAGGGAAUUGCCCUUCCGUUUAGCUAUGGCCCGCAUAAUUGCCCCGGCAAAAAGAUGGGCUACUUCGAACUGCGACUUAUUCUAGCCAAAGUUCUAUGGCACUUCAACUUGAAACUUCUGCCCGAAGAUGAUGGUGCAGAGGACUCCUGGGACAAUAUGCGGAAUUAUCAAACAUGGUCGAGACGUCCGCUUAAGGUAUCAGCAAAGCCCGUCAGGAGAUGA
Histoplasma mississippiense is the source of this 1968-nucleotide messenger RNA. RefSeq lists its product with no specific name. The record is from RefSeq and is a predicted model, not a curated record. Bases 1 to 1968 code for a protein of 655 amino acids. Lineage: Eukaryota; Fungi; Ascomycota; Eurotiomycetes; Onygenales; Ajellomycetaceae. Gene Ontology annotation, molecular function: oxidoreductase activity, acting on paired donors, with incorporation or reduction of molecular oxygen; heme binding; iron ion binding. The transcript is spliced from 8 exons.